UUCGCUGCGUUCCCCUUAUUCGCCCCUCGCCCCCGCCGUCUCUCCAAAAGUACUCCUACGACUCUCGUCCAGUAUGUUCGCCGCAAUCAGCGCCCUCGUCGUCCUCGUGCCCUUCGCAUCGGCGCUUGUCGUGGAGACCCCGACGGACUGGCAGAGCAGCGCGCCCGCCAACAUCAGCUGGGUCAACUCUGCUGGUGACCCUGAGACGUUCUCGGUCGAGCUGAGAAACCCGGACAUUUUCCACAACUCGUACGCCGUCGGCAACAACAUUCCUUCCAGCAGCGACUUCUUCGCCUUUGGGAUGCCCUCCGUCGAUGUCGGGGGCGGUUAUUACGUGCAAUUUGUCAACAUUUCGAACAUCAACCAGGUCUACGCGCAGAGUGGCGAGUUCUCGAUUGCUGCUCCGCCGGCAUCAUCGUCUGCCUCAGGUAGCACCUCUGCCUCCUCUGCGUCAGCCAGCUCGUCCGGUGCCUCCUCGGCGGCAUCCUCUACGUCCCCUGCUUCGUCUACUGGAUCCAGCUCUAUCGGGUCGAGCUCCUCGACCUCUGCAGCCGGCGCCGCCCAGACCUCGGGCAGCGGCACCUUCAACGGUGCAGCCCGCUUCGAUGCUAGCCUCGGCUCCCUCGCCGUUGCCGGUAUUGCUGCCAUUGCUGGCGCUUUCGUCCUCUAAAGAGAUGGUGUAACGGUAGUACGACGUCUUCUUUGGUUCCAUGGACAGAGUGGGUUGCUUUUAGUACUCGGUAUACCAUGGUUAGUAAUGGACGAGCACGGACUGUACGGACUUCUCCCGCAUUUUGGACUUGCACAUUUACGACUUGCAUCACUGUUUUCAUACUGGAUUGAAUCUACGAUUCUGUCUUGCCGCUCGUUUGCCAGUACAUUGAGAGCCCUUUUAAUGUCGACUGUCGGAAAACCAAUUAUUCGGUCGA
Molecule: messenger RNA, 929 nt
Organism: Rhodofomes roseus
Lineage: Eukaryota; Fungi; Basidiomycota; Agaricomycetes; Polyporales; Fomitopsidaceae
Exons: 4
Coding region: 74-670 (198 amino acids)
Source: RefSeq, a predicted model, not a curated record